UGGAGCUUUACAGGGUGACUCUACUAUCGGAACAGAGAAUCCCUUUCCUCUCCCCUUCUCUCAAAGGGGGUUUUCUCUCCUCCAGCUUCAAUAGUUGAAUUCCUCACUUGCGACAGCUAAAACCCUGGCGGGACUUCGGAGCCAAGCUUCAAGAGACUGAUAUCGCCUUUAUCAGAUUGCUUAAUUCCAGGUAACUCAAAGUCCUCCUUCGUCUUCUUUCACACUUUGGAGAUAGGCAGCUCAAUGAACUGCCUCUGCUCGAUUCACUACUGUUUGCGCAAUUUGAUCCCUCCAGUUUAAUGGGCAUCCAUCAAUUUGAGAAUUCACAGCUUUUAAAGUUCUGCGUCCUUUUAAUUAUCGUUUUAUUGGUGUGUUUCUUGGAUUUCUUAAGUACUGUAAAGUUGCAGAGAUAAUGGGUACCAACCAUGAACUGUAUAUCUCUGUUUGGUCCAAGGGUUAUUCAAAAGAUUUCGUGUUAUGUUGUCGUAGCACGAAAAUUAAGUGAUGGAUGCUUUGGUGGGAAUAAAGGGGAUAAUGGGCAUGAGUUUAUAGAGGAACCCUUGAAGAGAAUAUGGAGAAGUUCGGAUUUUGAUUCAGUUUUAGAUGAGAAACAGAAUGUUCAUGAGUAUGAGAACCAUCCCCGGGAGUAUUUCUCGCUGAGACGGAGUUUUUUUGAGAAUGCAAAGAUUCAUACCAGGAGGGUUCUUGAAGUUCUUCAACAAGAUGGCCCUGGGUUUGAUACAAAAGCGGCUUUGGAUGAGUUGCAUAUAGAGGUUUCAGGGCUUCUUGUGAGGGAAGUUCUCUUCAAAAUUUUGAAACAAGUAAAUUAUGCGAGUAAAAUGCGGUGUGCAAAGUUGGGGUAUAAGUUUUUUGUGUGGUCUGGCCAGCUUGAAAAUUACAGGCACACAGCAAACACGUAUCAUUUAAUGAUGAAGAUAUUUGCAGAUUGUGAGGAGUUUAAAGCAAUGUGGAGGCUAGUUGAUGAGAUGAUUGAGAAAGGGUAUCCAACUACAGCACAAACGUUCAACAUCUUGAUACGCACUUGUGGCGAGGCAGGCUUAGCUAAGAAAGUUGUGGAAAGAUUCAUCAAAUCAAAGACAUUUAACUAUAGGCCAUUUAAACACUCAUACAAUGCAAUUUUGCACUCCCUUGUUGUGGUGAAGCAGUACAAGUUGAUUGAGUGGGUAUAUCAACAGAUGUUGGCAGACGGUCACUGCGCAGAUACUCUAACUUACAAUGUUAUGAUGUAUGCAAAAUAUAGAUUGGGGAAGCUGGAUCAAUUUCACAGACUCCUUGAAGAAAUGGGCAGGAGUGGAUUCGCUCCAGAUUUUCAUACUUACAAUAUUCUUCUUCAUGUCCUUGGUAAGGGAGACAAGCCACUUGCUGCGCUUAAUCUCUUGAACCACAUGAAGGAAGUCGGUUUCGAUCCAAGUGUUCUUCACUUCACAACAUUGAUAGAUGGACUAAGCAGAGCUGGAAAUUUGGAUGCCUGCAAGUAUUUUUUUGAUGAGAUGAUAAAGCAUGAGUGCUUUCCUGAUGUUGUUUGUUAUACUGUAAUGAUAUCGGGGUAUAUCGUGGCUGGGGAGCUUGAGAAGGCUCAAGGGGUGUUUGAUGAGAUGAUCCCUAAUGGGCAGCUUCCAAAUGUAUUUACAUACAAUGCUAUGAUUCGUGGGCUUUGUAUGGCAGGGAAGUUUGAGGAAGCAUGCUCCAUGCUUCAGGAUAUGGAAUCCAGAGGCUGCAAUCCGAAUUUCACCGUAUACAGCACCCUAGUAAGUUAUUUGCGAAAUGCUGGGAAGCUUGCCGAAGCUCAUGAAGUAAUAACACAUAUGGUGGAGAAGGGGCAGUAUACCCAUCUACUUUCAAAGUUCAAGGGAUAUAGGAGAUGUUGAAGCUGUAGAUUAUGGUAUUCGCAGUAUUCACUUGCAAUCUCAUAAGAAGAAACUAAUUGAUCCAGCUCAGUUGACAUUAUGUAGCACCUGGCUAUCUCAGUUUGACCUUGUACCUAUAGAUAAAGAAACUCAUUCAUCCAGGGACCAGGUAACAUUAUGCAGCUCCUGGCUAUCUCGGUUACACGAUGUACCCACCACAACUUGUUUCUAUUGUCUCUGAAGGAAAAAAGUAAAGUAUGCACAAGUUAUUUUUUCAUCGUAUUUUUGUAGCGCGAACAGUU
Prunus avium (sweet cherry) is the source of this 2170-nucleotide messenger RNA. Its product is annotated as pentatricopeptide repeat-containing protein At1g55630-like. Lineage: Eukaryota; Viridiplantae; Streptophyta; Magnoliopsida; Rosales; Rosaceae. The record is from RefSeq and is a predicted model, not a curated record. Gene Ontology annotation, molecular function: protein binding.